Messenger RNA from Letharia columbiana, 336 nucleotides. RefSeq lists its product as uncharacterized. NCBI's taxonomy places the organism in Eukaryota, Fungi, Ascomycota, Lecanoromycetes, Lecanorales, Parmeliaceae. Gene Ontology annotation, cellular component: preribosome, large subunit precursor; nucleus; nucleolus. Gene Ontology annotation, molecular function: protein binding. Gene Ontology annotation, biological process: ribosome biogenesis; endonucleolytic cleavage in ITS1 to separate SSU-rRNA from 5.8S rRNA and LSU-rRNA from tricistronic rRNA transcript (SSU-rRNA, 5.8S rRNA, LSU-rRNA); ribosomal large subunit export from nucleus. The transcript is spliced from 2 exons. Bases 1 to 336 code for a protein of 111 amino acids. The record is from RefSeq and is a predicted model, not a curated record.
AUGCCCGGCGACUCGACGCCGGCAGCCUCACAAGCCGCGUCCACCAGCGCCCUCAACUCCGCUCCCAGCGCCGCCUCGCACCCGGACCCAUCCGCCUGCCCCAUCGUCACCGUCACCGCCGGCGGCGGCGGCGGCGGCGUCCUGAUGGCCCUGCCGCCCGCCACGUUCCCGCUGCCGCGGGAGAAGCCGCUGCCGGGGAAGAAGGCGGAGACGACGUGGGAGCGGUUCGCCAAGAAGAAGGGGAUCAGGGAUCGGAAGCGGGGGGAGGGGGGGAGGGAGUAUGAUGCCGGGAAGGGGGAGUGGGUGCCCAAAGUGGGGGUACAAGGGGCGGAAUAA